AGCGCGUCACGCCGCGGGGGCCUUUCUCCGCCCGGCAAGAUGGCGGCGCCCAUCAGGCCCUGAAAGAUGAGGCUGACUCGGAAGCGGGUUUGCUCGGCGCUGCUGGCGGCCUACUUGCUCUUCUCCCUCUACGCCGCUUACAGCGUCUUCCUGAAGCCUCGGCGGCCCGUAGCCUCGCGGGCGGGGCAGAAAGAGAAGCAGGGGCGGGCAGAUCAUGCUGCUUUGAGAACUGAUGAAUGGAAUCCUUGGGAAGUUGAUGAAAAGAAUGAUUUGCAACAGAAGUCGGCAACCAACUUUCACCUACUAAAAAAGAUGGGAGGGCAAGAGGAACAAACAGACCUCAGGGUACAAAUCUGGGGAAAAGCUGCUAUUGGUCUUUACCUGUGGCAACAUAUCUUUGAAGGUCCGCUUGAGCCUGCAGAUGUUUCAGCUCAGUGGAGAGAAGGAAGCAUGAAAACAGGAAGCUCAUUUUUCAGUUUCAUCACAGGUCCAGCAGUCGUCCCAGGCUACUUCUCAGUAGAAGUGGACAAUGUGGUUUUAGUGCUGAAUGGCAGAGAAGAAGGAAAGAUCUCCUAUGCCACCCAGUGGCUGCAUUAUGCACAAACACUAAUAGAAACUCACAAGCUGCGGCAUGUUGCUGUUGUGUUGCUUGGAAGUGAGCAGUGUAGAAAUGAAUGGAUUAACCCUUACUUAAAAAACAAUGGAGGGUUUGUGGACCUCCUCUUUGUAAUCUAUGACAGUCCCUUAGUGAAUGAAGAAAAUAUUUUUCAGUGGCCUUUGGGAGUAGCAACCUACAGAAAUUUUCCUGUAGUUGAACCGAACUGGUCAAUGCUGCAAUCACCAAGGUUGUACCAGUGUAAUUUCUUGGGAACUGUAUAUAAGAAUUCAACACGUGAGAUCCUCAUGGAAGUUCUGGUACAGAAUGGACUUAAUAAGCUCUGUUGGAUUUCGCCCAGAGAAGAGUGGUGGCCUCAAGAAACCAACGAGAGCCUUCGAAAUUAUCAAGACGCAUUGCUGCAAAGUGAUCUCACACUAUGCCCAGUGGGAGUAAAUACAGAGUGCUAUAGAAUUUUCGAGGCCUGUUCCUUUGGUUCUGUUCCUGUAGUAGAAGAUGUAAUGACACCAGGCAAUUGUGGCAAUUCUUCUGUGCACCAUGGUGCUCCAUUGCAGUUACUGAAGGCCAUGGGAGCUCCCUUUAUCUUCAUUAAAAACUGGAAGGAACUUCCCGCUGUUUUAGAAAAAGAACAAAAUUUGACCCUGGAACAGAAAAUUCAAAGGAGAAAAAAGCUUAUGGAGUGGUAUCGGCAGUUUAAAAUACAGAUGAAACAAAAAUUUAUCAGUGCAUUGCAAAAAUCAUUUUUACAUAAAGACAGAGGAAGUUAGCUAUUGCUCUGAAUAGAAGCAUGAGUAAGGUGUAAUUUCUUUUGAACUUUCAGUGAUGAUGUAAAUAUUCAAAAGUCCAUUCUUGAAAGUUGGAAUUGCCUCUUAUAUGAUUGUUCUAUUUAUAUAUUAUAUAAUGUAAUAUAUGUAGAUAUAUGUAUUCUAGCAGACUGUUUCAAUGAAGAAGUCAUGAUGUGUUCUAAAAGUACUUUGUUAACAGGUAGCAGAGUCAAUCAGCACAUGACAUUAUUUUGUCAGAACUCAAAAUCUCUGCAGAAUUAGAUUUAUAAAGGCUUGUUGCUUCUGGAGUCAUACAUUUUCUGUCUAGGAAGCUCUCAAUCCUGCAGAGCAAUAAUCAGUUUUCAUUUGGAGCCAUCAGUGAUGCAAUGGGUUAAACCAGGCAUCCUCAAACUGCAGCCUUCUAGCUGUUUGGGCCUUCAACUCCCAGAAUUCCUGACAAUUGAACAAGCUCAUUAGGGCUUCUGGGAGUUGGAGACCCAAACAGCUGGAGGGCCACAGUUUGAGGAUGCCUUGGUUAAACCCUUGUGCCAGCAGGACUGCUGACCAGAAAGUCAGCAGUUCAAACCUGGGGAGCAGGGUGAGCUCCCAUCUGACAACUCCAGCUUCUCAUGUGGGGACAUAAGAGAAGCCUCCCAUAGGAGGCUGGGCAACGUCCUUGCAGACGGCCAGUUCUCUCACACCAGAAGCGACUUGCAGUUUCUCAAGUCGCUCCUGAUACGAGAAAACAAAACAAACUUGAAGCUGACCAUAGAAUUGCAUUGAGAGACUUCGUGAUUUCUAGAGAGAACAUAAUAAUCAAAUCCGUAAAAGUCAAAGCCACAAAUAUGGAGGCCUCACUGUAUGUAUAUAGAUGUUUGUGUAUUUAUGCAUAUAUAAAAAAUUCUGUCCAUCUCUUAAAAUAGACUCUGGAAGAAUAAUAGUUUGCGUCUCAUUCCCACCACCUUUUGAAAGAGCAUACCUGUUUUAGGUUGCUUUCAUACACACACUGAAAAUAUCAAUUCACAUUGGAUAACUCUUUUGCUUCUUCCAGUGUGAUCUAGCACAAGGAAGUAUUCCAUCAGGCUUAAUGUUGCUUGGGGGUUGUCAUAUGCCCUUCAUAGGAAGAAAAAUAAAAAGAACAAAAAAUGAUCUUUGACCUACCUUGACAGGUAGGCACGGACACAACCUUUUAUGAGUAGUGCAUAAAAUACAAGGUAGAGGGGAAAGGGUUCAAAAAGCAACACUGAUGCAUUUUCUGUGAAACUAAACGAUUUCGCUCCCUAUAAUAGGAAAAGUGAUAUGUUACAGGCAAUAAGCAUUACUGUAAUGAAUUAUUUCCAAGCACUGGAAAACAGCAGAGGCCAAUCCUUGAAUUAUGUAAUGUUCUUCAUCUAUGAUUUAUUGAGAUUAUUAAUAUUUAAUGACACUAUGUCACCCUUAUCAUUUAUAAAAUGAACUAAAAAUUGCAGUUAUAUCACAAAAUAAGCUACUGUGUAGUCUUGAUUCUAAGACUCACCUUUUUCAUAUAAACUCUAAAAGCGGGUGUGUCUUAGAAUUGUGGGAUAUAUAUAUAUACAUUCAUUCAUUCUGUCAAUGGUACUGCAAUUAGUGUGUGUCUUACAAUCAAUGGCAUCUUAGAAUUGAUGGAAUACGAUAUAUAAAAUAGUAUAAAUAUACUGGAACAGUAAUUUGUUACUUGAACGCUGUAUGCUUAUCAGGGCUUCCUAAGAUCUUCAGAGAUACUUGCAGGAACACCUCAGCAAGUGAGAGUCCAAAAAUGGCAGGUGAGAACCUGGAACCUCAAUCAGUGCCUCAUACCACAUAAACUCCUGGGCACACAGAAGAUUGGGCGACCUGGACAGCUGAGCAGAUGAUGGGGACUGGUACUCUCUUUGCUAGUAUAGAGAGAUCUGUUGUAUUUCUACUCCAUAAAUUAUAUCUAGAUGUGUGUACAUACAUCGUAAGAUACCAUGUACACAUUUGGUGUGAAUUUUGUCCUCUUUUUAGCGGCAUAAGCUCCUGUUUUCAGCCCCAGCAUCUGCCAACCUAGCAGUUCAGAAACAUGCAAAUAUGAGUAGAUCAAUCAAUAAGUACCGCUCCAGCAGUCAUGCUGACCACAUGACCUUGGAGGUGUCUAAGGACAAUGCCGGCUCUUUGGCUUAGAAAUUAAGAUGAGCACCAACCCCCAGAGUUGGACACAACUGGACUUAAUGUCAGGGGGAAACCUUUACCUUUACCUAAACAACUACUUUAAAGAUGGCAUAAUUUGCAGUGUGGUGCAGUUAUCUAGCUUGAAAGUUACUAGUGCCAGACUUUCUAACAGCAGCUGAAAGGUUUGUGGACUUCCCUAUGGGACAGUCAUGCUUCCUUAUGGGACUGUCACACUCUCUUGUUCAUAACUCCAGCAAAGAACUUUGCAUUUAGAACAGAAAACAUUUAGGUCAUUGGGGUUUUUUUUAGAGAAUGUUCUGUUGUUUUAAAUUGAAAUGUUUUUUAAUCUAAGUGUAAUUUGAAUUGUGUUCUCAUUGUAAAUAGUUGAAUUCUA
This is a messenger RNA of Anolis sagrei ordinatus, 3925 nucleotides long. It is a transcript of the gene RXYLT1, whose product is annotated as ribitol xylosyltransferase 1. Gene Ontology annotation, biological process: protein O-linked glycosylation via mannose. The record is from RefSeq and is a predicted model, not a curated record. Gene Ontology annotation, cellular component: Golgi apparatus. Gene Ontology annotation, molecular function: ribitol beta-1,4-xylosyltransferase activity. Lineage: Eukaryota; Metazoa; Chordata; Lepidosauria; Squamata; Anolidae.